Molecule: messenger RNA, 1396 nt
Organism: Corticium candelabrum
Lineage: Eukaryota; Metazoa; Porifera; Homoscleromorpha; Homosclerophorida; Plakinidae
Exons: 8
Coding region: 11-1243 (410 amino acids)
Molecular function (GO): protein binding
Source: RefSeq, a predicted model, not a curated record
AGACUUCACCAUGCUUGCCUUCACAGAAGAGGAUACCGAACUCCAUGAGCAAACUGUUGCUGCAGAAGAGCAAGAGAUUGAUGUCAUCGACCUCAUUCAGCCAACAGACAAAGAAAUGCCCCUAGAAAAAGACUUUCGAUCCUGGUCUGUGAAAGAAACGGCUAUUUGGCUAAGAACAGUUGGAUGUGAGGAAGUUGUCACAGCUUGUUUUAUUGAUGAAGACAUUGAUGGAGAAGCGCUGCAACUAAUGACAGAAGAGUCCAGACUUGUAGAAAUUGGAGUCAAAAAGAUGGGGGCAAGACUCAGACUUAUACAAAUAACGGAAGUACAAGAGAAAAGCGAAUCAGCACCAAUGGACUUCGAUUGCAUGUCAAACUUCUAUGGCAAGCUACCAAAGGAACGGCAAGCGUUUCUGAAAGCCCACCGUCCUUGGCUGUACAACCAGUACAUGCACAGCAAACGAUUCAUCAGAAGUGAAGUGCGCAAACACUUCCCCAUCCACCACAUUUGCGUCGGCGGGAGAGCAAGAGAAGCUGGAAGGCUGGUCAAGAACCUUGAAAGCAAGUGCUCUGUGCCAGAAAUCGGGUUUGGGCUAGUUGGAAUCCGCUACCAUGCCAUCCAGACUACUAGAGAAGCUAGGAGACGUCAGAAAGAAAAGGCGAGAAGACCGAACGGGGCUGAAGAAACGACCAAAAGCUCCCUCAACGACAGGUUGGCUCACAAGACUGCUGUGACAGCUCACAACGUGGACGAGCACGAGUCUAGUAAUGACCCUGAGGAGGAUGGACAACCAGCUGCAUGUUCUGGCGAAACCAGACAUAGCAGAAAACGACCAGCAGAUGCAGCAUUGGAAGAGCCGCCGCCGAGAAUUUUUUCUUGCUCAUCGAUGGGAAGAGGUCGCCGUGGCGAAAGACAAUCCCUAGACAGCCUAGGGAUCGCUCCGACGGACACGAGCGACCUCACGGCAACGAAUGACAACCAUCCUGGAGAUGAAUUGUCGCAGCGGGACAGCAACAUCAUCGUGGCUGCAGUCUUGAAGCUGCCAAGCGUCAAGGACGCAGUCAUGGGCAAGCUUCGUCUUCUAGCUAGGCAGCUAGGAGUACCACGCUACUCGUCCAAAGACAAAAAUUGGCUAGUUCUGGAGCUAGCCUGGCUGGCGGUUCAACAGGGCUGGGUAAAGAACCUUGGGAACAAGGACGUUCUUUCACCCGAGAACGUUUCUGUUACACGCUAUUUUGAAUAGUUACUGCGCAUGUGUGAAUUUUUGUUGUACACUAUACGUGUAUGUACUGUAGUCUAGGUGAUUAGCUGAUUAGAGUGUUUAAUUGAAAAUAUAUAGACACUAUUCAACCGUUUGCAAUCAGCGCUCCCAUACAAGGGUUAAAUGGGUUGUUGG